AUGUCAGGUCAGUCAGCUUCAGCGGAAUCACUGUCACCAAAUGCCAAAACAUCAUCAUCUUCCACCUUGGAUGUCAAGCCCACACAGAAACUACUGGAUCAGUUUAUGAAGGACAAGUUCAACCCUUCAGCUCAGGGAUCAUCAUCAUCUUUACUGGGACUGCCGGCCCAUGUUCGGUCGAGAGCAUUAUACAUGAUCAACCAUGACACAUAUGCCAGGAAGCUUCGCAGAGUCAAACGUGUGAUCAAAGAUACAAUAUUUCUGAAUGGAGCCAUCUGUGAUGAGGUUUUGAGGACGGAAGAGAAAUUAGCGAAGGCAAAAGAAGAAAGGAGGUUUCUGCUGCGAAAGCUGCUACAGUAUCAGUCACUGACUGAACCCAGUCUGACUUCUGUAAAAGCUGAGGCUCAGACUCCUGUGUCGAGGCUGACCAAAGGUGCAGUUCCAGGAGGGAUGUCUUAUGAUACCCCACCCAGUGACGCAGGAGGUAAACCUAAGGCGGUUAAGCGAAAAGUGCCAUCAUCAUCUAGUGCCAAUUUGACACCCCAGCAUCCCUCGUCAGCCAGCCUCCUGUCAUCUGCCAUGGGUUUGGCCGGUUCUGGUGAAGUGAAAAAGAAACAAGGAGAACCUCACGUGAGGCCAAAGAAGGGCAAGGGAGCUGGCAAGAAAGUGAUACCACCCCUGAUGCUAGACUCUCUCGGGCGACCCAUUUUCCCCAUGGUUUUGGGAGACAUCACACUUCACAGUAUUGGAGAGAUUGUUCCAGACCGUCUUAGCUUCCACUGCCCUGAGUCCAUCUAUCCCGUGGGAUACUGCAUCACUCGAGUGUUUUCCAGUCUUCAGAAACUCGAUUCAAAAUGCUUGUACACCUGCAAGAUCUCCGACAACGACGACGGACCAAUUUUUGAAAUUGCUGCAGAAGACAGCUCGGACAUUGUGUUCAAAUCCGACUCGCCCAUUGAGUGUCACAAUCUGCUGAUUAGAGCUAUCAAUAAGUCAAGGGGUGGAAGUUUGUUGCCGGUUGAUGGCCACGGCUUGGAUUUCUUCGGCUUGUCACAUCCGGUGGUCCAGAACUUGAUCCAGUCUUGUCCGGGCUCUCGCAAAUGUUCUCGUUAUAAGUGGGUCAAGUUUGAGAUAAACAAACAGGAGACCAAUGAAAACGUUGGCGUAGGGCUCAGAGAUCCUACUGUUAGCUACGAAGCUUUCAAAUCUCAUUUGUUAGCUACUGGUCUGAAGCAAGCCAACAUGUCUGCACAAAUGGAGCAGCCCAGCAACCUACGGUCCCUGCUGACUAAAGGGAGCUCACUGCUGUUGUAG
Molecule: messenger RNA, 1314 nt
Organism: Candidula unifasciata
Lineage: Eukaryota; Metazoa; Mollusca; Gastropoda; Stylommatophora; Geomitridae
Source: the annotation of a GenBank genome assembly